Staurois parvus is the source of this 447-nucleotide messenger RNA. The record is from the annotation of a GenBank genome assembly. NCBI's taxonomy places the organism in Eukaryota, Metazoa, Chordata, Amphibia, Anura, Ranidae.
AUGGUUCACUGGACUGCUGAAGAGAAAGCUGCCAUCGCUUCCACCUGGGCCAAAGUUGACCUGGAAAAUGACGGCCAUAAUGCCCUGAACAGGCUGUUCCUUGUCUAUCCCUGGACCCAGAGGUAUUUCAGCAGUUUUGGAAAUCUGUCCAGUUCUGCUGCCAUUUCUGGUAAUGCCAAGGUCGGUGCUCAUGGUAAGAAGGUGCUCGGUGCCAUUGGCAAUGCCAUUCAGCAUCUGGAUAAUGUGAAACACGUCCUGGCUGACCUCAGCAAACAGCAUGCUGAAGAGCUCCAUAUAGAUCCUGAGAAUUUCAAGGUACUUUUUGGUGAGGUGCUGAUUAUUGUUUUGGCCACCAAGCUGGGAUCUGAAUUCACCCCUCAAGUCCACGCUGCCUGGGAGAAAUUCAAUAAUGUCUUGGUGGCUGCUCUGAGCCAUGGUUACUUCUAA